AUGAUAUUACCUCCAUCUGAUCAAAUACUCCAUUCAGUGUAAUCAAAAUAGUGGUUCAAUUCUCGAUGUCAAUCCAAAGUUAAAUUGCAGUAUUUGAAAUCAUCACGUGAAAUAAUGAAUGACAAUGUUGUCACAAACACAUUUCGUUUAAUCGACAGAGAUUAAUCAAGUAACUUUGCCCAUCUAGAUUUGUAGAGACACUUGAAAUUGAAGAGUUGUACUCCAUGUUUCUCAAGAACGGCUAUCCGAUCAACAUCAAUUUGUUGAGAGGCUUUUUUGAGAAAGCAGAUAAAGACAAUAACAGUAUAUCAAUCUCCAUAUUAUUUAGAAUCUAUUGAAUUAGAAGAAUUCAAACAUAUUAUGUACGAUGAAUAGGCUACACAAUGUAAAUCAACGUAUUUAAAUAGCUUUUAGAGAAAUGAUGAGAAAAAUGAGAGAACAAGCCAAAGAAUCCAAUUAUUAUUCUACUGACUUUGUCCGAUUAUUGAGAUAUCUAUCUUAUUGUCAAGACAGAAAUGCUUUGCAAUUUUAAAUCAAUGUAUGUCAUCUUCAAUUACUUAGAAUCACAGAUUAACUGUAGAAAAGAGAUCAAAAUUAGUAUCUCAAUUGAUCUAGCUCAAUCAUCAAUACAACUAAGAUUAAUAAAUGAGUGAUGAAUAAUUACAACCUAGACCAUUUAAAAAAUAGAAUAAUGAUCGGAAAAUCUUACCACCUUUAAAUAAACAUUAUGUUGGCAACUCAAAUCCAUCCGCCAUUGCUUAAGCAUAACUUAAAUUGAACUUAAGUGAUGUACAAAAGAAUUCAACCUUAUCUUUGCCAUCAUACAAAUCCCCUCAAAACACAGAUAGAUUUAGCAAGUAAUCCACAAUCAAAUGUCAAAAUUAUAUAAGAAUCAAUAAUAAAAUAUUUAGUAAUAAUAAAAAAUGA
Paramecium octaurelia is the source of this 927-nucleotide messenger RNA. Lineage: Eukaryota; Ciliophora; Oligohymenophorea; Peniculida; Parameciidae. The record is from the annotation of a GenBank genome assembly.